Messenger RNA from Neofelis nebulosa (Clouded leopard), 1104 nucleotides. Its product is annotated as phospholipid-transporting ATPase ABCA3-like. NCBI's taxonomy places the organism in Eukaryota, Metazoa, Chordata, Mammalia, Carnivora, Felidae. The transcript is spliced from 7 exons. Gene Ontology annotation, cellular component: intracellular membrane-bounded organelle; membrane. Gene Ontology annotation, molecular function: ABC-type transporter activity; lipid carrier activity; ATP binding. The record is from RefSeq and is a predicted model, not a curated record. Gene Ontology annotation, biological process: transmembrane transport; lipid transport.
AUGCAGGGCCUGCUGGGGAGGUGCCAGGAGAAGGAAGCAGAGACACACCCUCAAAGUCGGAAGUUGGGCUGGGCUUGUAGGCGCCGGGUGGGCGGUGGGGAAGGGCAGGCUGGGGAACGGCCCCGGGAGGGCGCUUGGCGGGUGGGCGGUGAUGGGGCCCCAGCGGCGCGCUCUGGGUCCUCCCGCCCGCCGGGUAGAGCGCCUUGGAGAGGUCAGAGAGAUCCGGGGUCGGUAAACCCGCGGCGGGGCGGUUGGGUAGGGCGUUCCGACAUCGUGUCGCAGGCGGAACUCGCGCGUGCACCUGAGCCUGGGAGGUGGCGGCAGAUGGGCAGGUGUGGUGCUUUGGAUGCCUGUGUGGUGAGUGUAAAAAAUGGCUAUUGGCCACAGUUUGAUGCCUUGCUGGAUUACAUGACUGGUCGGGAAAUAAUGGUCAUGUAUGCCAUGUUGUGGGGGGUUCCUGAGAAGAAGAUUAAACUAUAUGUGAAUAAAUCAUUGCAAUCACUGAAUCUGGAACCCUAUGCUGACAAGUUUAUUUAGACUUACAGUGGAGGAAACAAACGUAGACUCACCACUGCCAUUGCCCUAAUCGGAAAGCCCUCGGCUAUCUUCCUGGAUGAGCCAUCAACUAGCAUGGACCCAGAGGCCCGGCAUCUGCUUUGGAACACAGUGACAAAGACACGUGAAAGUGGCAAAGUCAUCCUCAUUACCUCUCACAGUAUGGAGGAAUGUGAUGCCCUCUGUACCAGGCUGGCCAUCAUGGUGAAGGGAAAAUUCAUGUGCCUGGGCAGCCCUCAGCAUCUCAAGAACAAGUUCAGCAGUAUUUACAUACUGAAGGCUAAGGUCAAGAUUGAUACAGAUGAGAAUAAAUUAGAGAAUUUUAAACAAUAUAUUGCGGCAUUUUUCCCAGGUAGGGAAUUAAAACACGAACAUCAAGGGCUCCUUAACUACUACAUUCCCAGCAAGAACAAUGCCUGGGCAAAGAUGUUUGAUGUUUUGGAGAAAGCUAAAGUGAAAUUCGAUUUAGAAGACUACCCCAUCACUCAGAUAACGCUGGAACAAGUCUUCCUGACCUUUGCUAACUCAGAGAACAUUGGAGUUGAUUGA